AUGCUACUAUAUUUAUUGAUUAUAUCGAUAAUCUUAACACUAUUCGCUUUGAUUCUCAACCAUUUCAUCGCAAAGCACUGGGGACCAUCCAAACAACUCGCUCUUUUUCUGAAAUUCGCCACUGGUCUCACUAUAAUUGCCCUACUUUGUGCUAUCAUAUUGUUUUCGAUAAUUAAAUCGCAAAAAGAUGCGAUGGAAAUUGAGAAAUUGUCAGAGACAAUGCAGAAAACUGAAAAUUAUUUGAAAGAUUCGCAUGAAAAAUUGAAUGGAAUUUCAACGGCCAACUUGAAAAUUGCACAAAAAAUCAAUGUUUCAAUGGUUUCGGCGGAAAUUCUAGAUAUUAUUGAGAACCGGACUGAUUUCAGAGAGCACAAAUCGGUAAGUUCUGCGAAAUUCGCCUAAAAAAUGCUCACAGGGUGUAAAAAACAAAAAAAAACAGCUCAAAAAUUCGAAAUCAUCGCGAAACAGUGUGUGUACUGAAGAGCGCGCAGAGAAAACGAGGUGUGCAGUGGGGCGAUUUUGCUGCAUUUCCAAUUUAUUUUUCCUUUUCAGGUAAGCGAAAAAGUUGAUGUUUUACUCUCAAAAAUCAAUGAAAAUUUUGAACUUGUGCUUACUGGAAAUAUGGUCGAAGAUUGUAAGGAUAAGGCUAGAGCACUUGGGAUAAAAGAAAAAGUCAGAAAAUUGCAAGAAGAAGUUAGUUUCGAAAAAGAAGAAGUUGAAAAAUGGAGUGUUGUGGAUUUCAGUGAAGCAUUUAUUGAAAAGCCGGUCAGAAAUAUGAAGGUUAGUGGAUAUUUGCGCGAAUCUAGCAGUCUAAAAUAUAAAAAUAUUUUGCAGAAAUCUCUCGAAUACUUUCAAGUUGACAAAAUCGAUGUUGCAAAAAUGGAAACUGAAAGAGAUCAAGCUGAUUUUGAGAAAUCGUCGAAAACUAUCGCCGAAAUUUCAAUCUACGCCCAAAACUUCUUUGUAAUUCUGAUCUUAUGCUUUGCACUUUUCCAAUGUGAAAUUUGUCUGACAAUCAGAAUCAGCAAAUAUUUUCUGGCGGUUUCUAUGAUUAUAUUUGCAAUUUUAUGGGUUGUUUUGACAAUGAAAAUGAAAAUGAAUUGUGAAGUGAAGUUUGAUUUUGUUGAGAUGAUUCAAAAGUAUCACUCACAAUCAGAGCAAGGCCAAGAAAAAAUUUGUAAAUUUUCUGAAAAUCGCAUCUUCGAUGGUGUUAAUUAUACAAAGAAAGUUGAUGAUGAGAUAAUUGCUCAAAAAUUUGAGAUUUUUGCGAUUCAAGAAGAAUUAUGGAGGGUGAUUGCUCCAAAAAUCGAGAUUAAAAAUAUAAAUUUCACCGAUUUGAUUGAUGUCGUCGGGAAAUUAAAAGACGCGCCGAUUCGAAAUUGUUUUUUGGCGGAUUCUAGCGAAUUGAAAAUAUGGGAAGAUAUAUUGGUGGAACUGGAAGAUAUUGAAAGAUCUGUGGAGAAAGAAAUGGGACUGAAAAUAGUGGAACUAGAAAAUGAGGUGAUGCAAUUUAUCAAUAAAACUUAUAGCAAUCUUGUGCGAGAUGUUUCGAAAGAAAUCAAUAGAUUGCUGGUGAGCUCUAGAAGUUCCCCACUAGAAAUUUCCUAACAUGAGCAAUCCAAUUUCCAGACAAUAAUCGAUUCCUCCAACCUUCCCUGCUCAAAAAUCCACAAAAUAUUCUCAACCGCAAACUCCUCCAUCUGCCAAAAAUACUACACCAUCGAAGACAUCACGCCAGUCCUAAUUCUAACAAUUCUCACAAAUCUGGCAGCAUUGCUCAUAUUAAUUGUUAGUAGCUCGGGAAAAAUGAAUGACGAUUUUUCGGAAAGAUCAUUGAGAACAGCAGAACUUAUCAAAUAA
Caenorhabditis angaria is the source of this 1860-nucleotide messenger RNA. Lineage: Eukaryota; Metazoa; Nematoda; Chromadorea; Rhabditida; Rhabditidae. The record is from the annotation of a GenBank genome assembly.